Messenger RNA from Colossoma macropomum (tambaqui), 1285 nucleotides. RefSeq lists its product as uncharacterized. The coding region runs from base 139 to 663 and encodes 174 amino acids. Gene Ontology annotation, biological process: caveola assembly. Gene Ontology annotation, molecular function: molecular adaptor activity. NCBI's taxonomy places the organism in Eukaryota, Metazoa, Chordata, Actinopteri, Characiformes, Serrasalmidae. The transcript is spliced from 4 exons. The record is from RefSeq and is a predicted model, not a curated record. Gene Ontology annotation, cellular component: caveola.
CACUACAAACUAGCAACUGUGCAGGACUGACUGCAAAGUCGGUUAAGCCGAUCACCACAGUGAUAACAAUAACCUGUCACUCAAGGCUCAUAACAUAACGCCUGUUUCUGAAGCAGGACUGAAUCUGAGGAGGUCACCAUGAUGUCCGAUGAGUACCUGGUGGAGUGCAAGAUAGAUGAUGAUGAUGAUGAUGAUGACAGUGAUGAGGAUGUGAAGAAGAUCCAGCCAUCUCUAGCUCCACCACCACAGUUCUCUUCCUCUUCCCAAGCUUCCCUCACUCACGUUGAAACCAGGGACCCUUAUGGAGUCAACAACCACUUAAAGGUGGAGUUUAGUGACGUUUUGGCCGAGCCACCCUCCACCCGUAGUUACGACCGUGUUUGGGUGUACAGUGACAUUGGGUUCGAGUCAGCACGAAUCUGGAGUUACCGCUGCCUUACUGCAGUGUGUGCUGUCCCUGUUUCCUGCCUCUCUGGAUGUCUCUUUGCACUCCUGGCCUGCUUCCACAUCUGGUGUGUGAUGCCCUGUAUACAGGUGUGUCACACCUGUCUGCCCUGUGUGAGGUCGCUGUGGAUGAGUGUGGUGAAUAUCUUCAUCGCACCGUUCUGCACGUCUGCUGCCCGAUGCUGUAGUGGAGUGUACGUAUUAGUCUCCAAAGACUGAGAGGAAACUCAAUGAAAAACUGUGCACAAAUCCAUCCCCACGUCUUUUCUUCACAUGUCAACACUUAUUAAAGAAAGUUCUUACAAAAAAUGUAGAUGUUUAGGAUUUAGGCCCAUUUUAACUCUUAAACAAAUCUGUGUUUCAGGAGGGAGCCUGUGUAGGAGAUUAGGCUUGUUGCAGUAACAAGGAUAGUGUCAGUGUCGGAACAAAACCUUGUAUCUCCAAAAAAAAAGUAACUUCAGAGGAAAAGGGAAAAAACAUUAUUAUUUCAAUGGAAGUUAUUGUGAAGAGAUUUUAUUCUCAGUCAUUUUGGCCCAUUUCUAUUUGUCUGUUCAUCGCAAAAUUUUCACCCAAAGUAAAAUUCAAGACAAAAAUGGAGAUAUAAAGUUUUGUUCCGACAGCAACAAUAAAACUCAUUAUUUUUACAACUACCUCUCUUUCUUUGGCAUAAUUGGUGUUGAAAUGAGUACCAGCACUGUUGUCAGCAUUGACUGAACACACACACAUUGAUACUCUGUCAAUAUCACACUAAUAUUGAUAUCAUACUGUUGUAUAUGUGCAGUGCUCAUCAACUGCUAUCUGCUCUCAAUUUUUCAUUUUUAUUGCUCUCUAGGCUGUGAUU